This is a messenger RNA of Alexandromys fortis (reed vole), 1894 nucleotides long. RefSeq names its product probable G-protein coupled receptor 141. Gene Ontology annotation, molecular function: G protein-coupled receptor activity; oxysterol binding. Gene Ontology annotation, biological process: G protein-coupled receptor signaling pathway. The record is from RefSeq and is a predicted model, not a curated record. The coding region runs from base 291 to 1280 and encodes 329 amino acids. The transcript is spliced from 4 exons. Gene Ontology annotation, cellular component: membrane. NCBI's taxonomy places the organism in Eukaryota, Metazoa, Chordata, Mammalia, Rodentia, Cricetidae.
GGGCUCUUGUGCACAGCGGAGGGUGGCCAUACGGAAAGAGACAUGCUGCUAGAGAGGAACCCGCUCUGAAGCUCUACCUGUCCCCGACUCUACAUCCACACUGAAAUCUGACUUUUCAAGGAUCACGGGGCAGUUGCUAGGAAACGGAACUGGAGCUCAGUCCUUUGGGCUGGAAUCGUGGCUGUGUCUCUUUCUCAGCAGCUGUGAGAAUCUGGGAUUAGUCUCACUAAACUAACAGCUGGAGGAAAUGGUGAGCAGAUGUGUUGGAGGCAUGUCCAUGCUUGACUCGGAUGGAAACGAGAUCAUUUCUACUCGCUAGCACUGCCGUUGUACAGAGGAAAAGUGAAGGCAAUGUUGGAAGAAUGGACGAACAAAACAUCUCCGAGAUUUCCUUUUGUGAGCCCAUAGUGGCCCAUCAUUUGAUCCCGCUUUACUUCCUAGUGCUCAUUGGCGGCCUGGUAGGUGUCAUCUCCAUCCUGUUCUUGCUGGUGAAAAUGAACUCACGUUCAGUGACCACUAUGGCAGUCAUUAACCUGGUGGUGGUCCAUGGGUUAUUCCUGCUGACUGUGCCUUUCCGUGUGGCAUACCUCAUCAAGGGGACUUGGACAUUUGGAUUGCCUUUCUGCAAGUUUGUGAGCGCCAUGCUACACAUCCACAUGUACCUCACCUUCCUCUUCUACGUGGUGAUUCUGGUCAUCAGGUACCUCAUCUUCUUCAAGCGCAGAGACAAAGUAGAAUUCUAUAGAAAACUGCAUGCCGUUGCCGCCAGUACUGCUAUGUGGCUUUUGGUGAUUGUCAUUGUGGUACCCCUGGUGGUUUCUCAGUAUGGAAAUAAUGAAGAAUACAACGAGCAACACUGCUUUAGAUUCCAUAAAGAACUUGUCCGUGAUUAUGUACAAGUUCUCAACUAUAUAAUAGUCAUUAUUGUCAUAACCAUUGCAAUGGUUCUCUUGGGUAUCCAAGUCUUCAUCACACUGUCCAUGGUGCGGAAGCUUCGCCACUCCUUACUAUCCCACCAGGAGUUCUGGGCUCAGUUGAAAAAUCUGUUUUUUAUAGGCAUAAUCUUCAUUUGUUUUCUUCCCUACCAGUUCUUUAGGAUGUAUUACUUGUAUGCAGUGACGCAUCCCAAGAACUGUGAAGACAACGUUGCAUUUUACAACGAAAUUUUCUUAAGCACAACAGCAAUCAGCUGCUUUGAUUUACUGCUCUUUGUCCUUGGAGGAAGCCACUGGGUUAAGCAAAAGAUUAUCGACCUAUGGAACUGCCUUUUAUGCCGUUAGCCAAACUACAGUGUUUAUUACGUUCUGUUGGGAAUGAGAAUAAGCAAGGGAGGUAAGAAUGGCUUUGCAUUGCUUGAUCAAAACCUUGCCUUGGCCCAGACAAAGAAAAGGACUAAAAAGUAUCUAAGUGCUCUCUGUAGUUUGUAAAAGAUGUCCUUGCAAAAAUGAGUUGUGGUAGAGCUAUGUGGAAUUGCAAUUGUAUUAUUUUCCAAGAUACAGUGUCUGCUUAGCCAAUCCAGAAAAUGUGGGUCUGCUGGAUGCUGGAGUUUUAUUAGGGCAGGGUGACUUCCAUGGGUUUGACACAUGGUUCCCCCUCCAGGCUUCCUGCUGCAACGAGGUAAAGAAGAGUCAUUUUCAUCCCACUUCUCCUUCCCAAGGCUAACCCUGGUCAUCAAACAGCUUCAAAUAAAAACAACUCCGUUGUUUAACAGACAAGUUGACACAGUCAACACACACACACACACACACAUUCUGACAAAACAAUCAGAAAAAUGGAGGAGUAAGAAACUUUUCGCAGGGCGGUGGUGGCGCACGCCUUUAAUCCCAGCACUCGGGAGGCAGAGAGGCAGGCGGAUCUCUGUGAGUUCGAGACCAGCCUGGUCUACAAGAGCUAG